AUGCACCAACAAGGGGGUGAAGCGGCGCAACAUGGGCUAAGUGAGAUGUAUGCAGAUCUUACCUACUUAGCGUGGACGGCCUGUCCUCACCAGUUGUGCUGCCCCAGCAUAAUCUCCAUUUUUCCGAGUUUUGCUGGCUUAGCCAAAGUCUGCCCCAGGUCGUCACCACCACAGGCAGUCGCCGUUCUUGAGGAUAAGAGGGAGAUUUGUCACUACGGCCAGUUUGAUACCAAGACAGUGGAGAAUCCUGGCAGCGGUUUAGUCUUAGCUGGGCUUCCUGGUGCAAACGCGAAACUCAACUUAGGAAACGCUGCCGGGGAAUGA
Angiostrongylus costaricensis is the source of this 324-nucleotide messenger RNA. NCBI's taxonomy places the organism in Eukaryota, Metazoa, Nematoda, Chromadorea, Rhabditida, Metastrongylidae. The record is from the annotation of a GenBank genome assembly.